Messenger RNA from Corylus avellana, 1970 nucleotides. RefSeq names its product sequence-specific DNA binding transcription factor. The record is from RefSeq and is a predicted model, not a curated record. NCBI's taxonomy places the organism in Eukaryota, Viridiplantae, Streptophyta, Magnoliopsida, Fagales, Betulaceae.
AAAGCAAAGCAGGAAGAAGCAAAACCAUGGGCAGUUUUCUGUCAGCCCAAACAAAACCUACCAAUCCAAAACCGGCUGCUCCGCUCUUUGUAUAUAUGUCUGUCUUUUUCUAUCCCAUCACUCAAUCUAAUGUAUCUCCACCUUUUCCCUCUUUCUCUCUAUCUAUCUCUUUCUCUGUUGUGGCAUCUGUAUCUGCAAAAGGUUCAAGAAGCCUAUUUUAUCGUUCUGGGCAGCUUCAGAUGUGACAAUUGGAUUCCAAUCUUUCGGAUUUUAGCGCUUUGGGCAGUUUAAUUUUCUGGGUUUUCUUCAAAUUAAUCCAUUCAAUUUUUGGGAGAACAGCCUUUGAUAAGUACCAGUCUUGGUUUCUGAUGGAACCAAAUGGUUUAGGUGGUGGAAUGUUUCCGAACAUUGGUUCUGGGAUGCUAGGACUAGAACUUCCUCUGCAGCAGCAGCAGCAACAACAACAAAAAAGCCCCACAAACGCUCAAAAUCCUCACCACCUCCUCCACCCCAACCACCUGCCGGUAAGGGUUUCCUAUCCACAGCAUGACCACGCUGAUCACCACCCAUCACAAACCCAGCAAUCCGCGAAAUACCCAUUUGCCUCAAAACCCAAGCAAUCUGUGACGGCGCACAGUGAUGAAGACGAGCCUGGCUUUGCUGCCGACGACAACAACUCAGGGGAUGCCAAGAGAAAAAUGUCGCCUUGGCAGAGAAUGAAGUGGACAGACACCAUGGUGAGGCUGCUAAUAAUGGCGGUGUAUUACAUCGGCGACGAAGCUGGGUCCGAAGGGACCGAUCUGACGGGGAAGAAGAAGUCUGCGGGGUUGUUGCAGAAGAAAGGGAAGUGGAAAUCUGUUUCUCGGGCAAUGAUGGAGAAGGGGUUUUAUGUGUCUCCGCAGCAGUGCGAGGACAAGUUCAAUGACUUGAACAAGAGGUAUAAGAGAGUGAACGAUAUUCUCGGGAAAGGCACGGCUUGCAAGGUCGUGGAAAACCAGAGCUUGUUGGAGACGAUGGAGUUGUCACCUAAGAUGAAAGAAGAGGUUCGGAAGUUGCUGAAUUCGAAGCACUUGUUUUUCAGGGAAAUGUGCGCUUACCACAAUAGUUGUAGUCAUGGGGCUGCUGGUGGAGGAGCAGGUACGUCGCCAGAGCCAUCUCAUACGCAGCAGCAGCAGGCUCAACAGCAACAGUGCUUUCAUUCGUCGGAUAAUGCGGUUAUGGUGACCGAGGGGUCGAAAAUUGGUGAAGAGGAAGAAGAGGGUUAUGAGGAUGAUGAUGAUGAUUCUGAUGAGGAAGAGGAUGAGGACGGAGUGGAAAGCGGCGGGCAUGGACACGAGGACGAGGACGAUAACGACGAGAGGUGUUCGAGGAAAAGAGCAAGAAAGGGAAUGUUUUGUAUUUCGUCGCAGUUGAUGCGGCAACUGAGCGGCGAGGUGAUGAGCGUGCUGCAAGACGUGGGGAAGAGCCCGUGGGAAAAAAAGCAGUGGAUGAGAGCCCGGAUGAUACAGCUGGAGGAGCAGCAAGUGAGCUACCAAGGGCAAGCGUUUGAGCUGGAGAAGCAGCGGCUCAAGUGGGUGAAGUUUAGCAGCAAGAAGGAGAGGGAGAUGGAGAGAGCUAAGCUUGAGAACGAGCGGAGAAGGCUUGAGAAUGAGAGAAUGGUUUUGCUUGUACGCCAGAAAGAGAUGGAGUUGUUUGAUCUUCAGCAACCACAGCAACACCUACAGCAUUCUUCUAACAAGCGGUGUGAACCAUCCUCUGUUACCGGUUGAAUGGUAGUAUAGGUUAGAUUACAAGACAGGUUAGGUAGACCGAAAAGGGAAAAAAAAAACAAAGGUUGUUUUGUCCUGUUCAGUUUGGAUUUUUCAAAUUUUGUUGUGAAUUUGGGUACUUCUGUAUUUAUUCCGGCUCUUGUUCUUUCAUUUCAAUUACAUCUUAUUUCUCUCAAGCUGGAGUUAAAAUUAAUUAAAGGU